Molecule: messenger RNA, 2347 nt
Organism: Pseudophryne corroboree (corroboree frog)
Lineage: Eukaryota; Metazoa; Chordata; Amphibia; Anura; Myobatrachidae
Product: E3 ubiquitin-protein ligase TRIM65-like
Exons: 10
Coding region: 141-2105 (654 amino acids)
Biological process (GO): protein ubiquitination
Cellular component (GO): cytoplasm
Molecular function (GO): ubiquitin protein ligase activity; zinc ion binding
Source: RefSeq, a predicted model, not a curated record
UCACGUGGCACAAUCACAUGAUAACCCACGUGAUGCACUAGGAAGUGCGCAGUGGCUUUUAAGUUUCGUUUAUAAAGUUUCCGCGUUCUUCCAGUAACAGUUUCAGACGCAGCGCUCACACUGUAAACCCUACACCGGAGAUGGAGGCCAGCCUGACGUGCGCGGUGUGCCUGGGCGUCUUCCGUCAGCCGGUGACGCUGCCGCUCUGCUCACACAACUUCUGCAAGGGCUGCGUGCGGCAGUGUGCUACCCCGCAAAGCGGCUCCGUGUACGUACAGUCCUGCAGCGCACCCCCGAACUUCACCGCCGUCACCUGCCCGCUGUGCCGCAAGGUCAGCUCCCUUCCCGGGGGCCUCGCAGCGCUGCCCGUGAACACCACUCUCGCCGAGGUCGUCCGACUCAUGUCGCUAAGCGAUGAGGCCAAGAAGAAACAGACGGAGGCCGGCGCGGAGGAGGUGGACAUGUUCUCCAGCGGGGUGCGGGCCGGCUACUGCCCGGAGCACCCGGAGAUGAGGCUGGAGCUGUUCUGUAGGGGCUGCGCGGAGCCGUGCUGCGGCAAGUGUGUGUCCCUUAAACACAGGGGCUUCUUCCACAGCGUCAAUCUGCUGGAUGUGGUUCUGCAGGAGGAGAAGCUAUUGUUUUUCAGUAGCUUAAAAAAUCUGCGUGAAGCAAACGAAAAACUGAAUAAGGAAACAAAAGAAAAUUUGGAGGAUAUACUACAAAAAAAUACUAAUGUGGUUACAGCUGCAUUUGAUAAAGUGCAGGAAGCUUUAGAUUUGAAAAAACGGCAGCUUUUGGACUUUAUUCAAGAGACUCAAAGUAAAUCCAUUAAGUGGAGUGAAGUGCGUAAACAAAUGAGAGUUCACCACAUGAAAAAAGUUGGAAGCCUCUUACCAGAAUGUGAAAAACUUGUGGAUGUAUCGGAACCAAAAACCUUUCUACAGGCGGCGUGUGACCUAAAUGAAAAGAUGAAAUCUAUCCUAGACCUAAUUGAGUCCACCAAUGUUAACUGUGAAGAUUGGCUGAAAUCUGAACAUAAAUGUAUAAAUGUGGAGACUGUCCUGGAAGCUAUUUCUGCCUUGGAAGUUACAACCCUCAGCUCUAAUGGUUCCCUGGCUAAUAUAAAAGGAAACUUUUACUUUAAAACUAUAACCAGAAAGUGGAAACCUGAAAUAGUACCCAAUGAAAAGUACUGUCCAAUUCAAGAUAAUGAACUUUAUUUUCUUCAAGGUCAAAUGCAAAAAAUGGUUAUUCGCUACAUUUCUAUAACAAAGAUGCCUGGGUAUCAACACUUAAGCCAUGAGGAACUUCGUAUGAAGUACUAUGAAGGGUCCGUUACACAGGAAAAUGCUGUGUUGUCACUGCCUAAAGUACAAAGACAAAAUGUUAUCAGUGAUGCAGACAGAUUUCAAAUCAGUAUUGCUGGACUCGGAGGACUAAAAGACACAAGACUUGUAAGACAAAAUGCCUUUGAUAGUGGAUGUACAGUAGGUGGUAAACAGAAAACAUUCCCCGAAACAUCAGCAAGAACAGAGCUUGGAACGGCACAUGAAAUGGACAGACUAUCCGCAUGUAUGUUAAAAAGCCCAAACAAUAAAUCGUUUAAGGUCCAACACUUUGGGAGUUUAGCUAGUGGAUUGUCGUCUGAUACAAUGGUGGCAAGUGAGAUCAAAUUUGGAAAUGAAAGUAUUAGCAAAAAUGUGUUACCACGUUUUUGUAUUGGUAGCUCUGACAUUACAGCUAUAACUAAGCCUUGUAAGAAUGGAAGAUUGGAUAUAAAGCUGAAAAAGGCUCAAACAUCUUUACCAACCAAAGUGAAAAUUAAAUCUGUUAAGACCAACAUCACAUUAACGGGCAAGUCUCUUGAUAAGCUUGGUAAUACCUAUGUCUCCAGUGAUCCACAAAUGACAUCUCCAUUUUGCAACCCAUUCAGUCUACAGCCAUCUCCAAAACCAGCAAAUGAAGUCCCAGAGGACAUGUGCUCAGAAGAAUUUUAUGAUGCAUGUUCUCAUCCAAAUUCAGAUGUGGAGGAGACUCCUGAACAAACUAGUACUUGUAACAAUAAAGAAGAUAAGUCAUUGACCCUGCAGAAAAAGCAGCAUUAAUUCUGCCAGCCUAAUGAUCAGAAUAAGACCUACAAUCAGUGGAUUGGUGCAUAAAUUGAAGAUAUGGUCAUUUGUUGGCACUGCUAUUGAUUUGGGAUUUAUUUGUAAAAUACUUAAAAAAAAAAAAAAAAAAAGCAAAGAUGGUGGUUUUUUUUUUUUUGGUGUGUUAACUAUGUUAAUCAUUUAUUUCUAAACUUGUUUAAGCUAACUGACUUACUGUAUCUUUAAUAAAAAAUGACAAA